UCGUACGGUACACUUUGUUUCUUGCCGUAAUAACCGCAUUACGCUGCGGAUAAAUUGUCGCAGCGCAAGGUAAGCGUGGCCAGGUAGGAGUCACCCGAUAAAAAGGGCAACAUACCUGCUUCUGCUUUCAAUUUUGAAAUAUAGCGGAGGAACAAAGAAAUAUGGAGCAAAACUGCUAAUCGUAUCGAUAUAAAUCCAUCACUUCGCUUAUAGCCAUUUCCCGCAGUCGUUGGCUAUGGCUUGCGCGGCGCUGUAGUCAUGAGGUGCCAGGUAUCAGGAAUCUGAGUGACGGAAACGUAGCCCAAGCUGUGCUCAGGACGACUCGCAGUCCCUUCACCAUGUCCUCAGGACCAUGGCGAGAUGCCGAGCUGCUAAACUCAGCAGAGUCAAAGAAGACUGAGAUUAGGGCCCAGGAGAAAAAAUGCUCAUGGGCCUCCUACAUGACCAACUCCCCCACAGUGAUUGUGAUGAUUGGCCUUCCUGCGAGGGGCAAGACCUACAUGUCCAAGAAGUUGACUCGCUACCUCAACUGGAUAGGUGUGCCAACCAAAGUGUUCAACCUGGGCGUUUAUCGGCGAGAGGCCGUCAAGGCCUACAAGUCCUACGACUUCUUCAGACAUGACAACGAGGAAGCGAUGAAAAUAAGGAAACAAUGUGCUCUUGUGGCUCUGCAAGAUGUAAAAUCAUACCUGAAUGAGGAAGGAGGCCAAAUUGCUGUGUUUGAUGCCACAAACACGACACAGGAGAGAAGAGACCUCAUUCUUGGUUUUGCAAAGGAGAACGGCUACAAGGUGUUCUUUGUCGAGUCCGUUUGUGACGACCCAGAAGUGAUUGCUGCCAACAUUCUGGAAGUCAAGGUGUCCAGUCCAGAUUAUCCCGAGAGACACAGGGAGCGAGUGAUGGAUGACUUUCUUAAGAGAAUCGAAUGUUACAAAGUGACAUACCAGCCGCUGGACCCCGAUGAAUACGACAAGGACACGUCUUUCAUCAAGGUGAUCAACGUAGGGCGCCGCUUCCUGGUAAAUCGCGUGCAGGACUACAUCCAGAGCAAGAUAGUGUACUAUCUGAUGAACAUCCAUGUGCACUCGCACUCCAUCUACCUGUGCCGACACGGAGAGAGCGACCAUAACAUGCAGGGCCGCAUCGGUGGGGAUUCGGAGCUGUCUGCACGCGGUAAACAGUUUGCUCAUGCGCUGAAGAGCUUCAUUGAGGAACACCAGCUUUCGGACCUGAAGGUUUGGACUAGCCAGUUGCGGAGGACCAUCCAGACGGCCGAGGAGCUGGGUGUGCCCUACGAGCAGUGGAAGAUCCUCAAUGAGAUUGAUGCGGGGGUGUGUGAGGAGAUGACCUACAAGAUGAUUGAAGACUCCUUUCCAGAGGAGUUUGCACUGCGGGACCAGGACAAGUACCACUACCGCUACCCUGGAGGGGAGUCCUACCAGGACCUGGUGCAGCGACUGGAACCCGUGAUCAUGGAGCUGGAAAGGCAGGGAAACGUGCUGGUCAUCUGCCACCAGGCUGUCAUGCGCUGCCUGCUUGCCUACUUCCUGGACAAGAGUGCAGAUGACCUGCCCUACCUGAAGUGUCCUCUUCACACUGUCCUUAAGCUAACCCCAGUGGCCUACGGGUGUAAAGUGGAAAUGUUUUGCUUGAAUAUAGAGGCUGUGAACACACAUCGCGAUCGACCGUUUAACAAAAUCCGGAGGGACCCCGGGCCGGUACUGCUCCGCCGGAAUAGUUACACCCCCCUGUCCAGUCACGACCAGGUCAAGCGACCACGGCUCUACAGCGCCGGAAACAGGCCUUGGCUGCCCCUCGCCCCCUCCUCGUCUGCCCUGCAAUUCCCGGAGGCGCCAGAGGGGGCGAUGCUACUGCAGCAAAGCCAACCUCAUACAGGGAGCAGAUGUCUGAGUCUCUCAGCGAAGGAAUCGACUGCGACAGCCCAGAAGAAACUGGUGACUGUAUCCACUUCUGAGUAGAGAAGUCGAGCCUUGCCCCUCCAACACCCGAUCCUCCUGCUCUCUGCUCAGCUUGCAGUUCACACCUUCUCUCCUUAUUCGACUAUCGGCUCCCUUAUCUCUCUACUUUUCAUCCCGGGAUUUUUGGCUUCAUUGCAUAUCUCCAGAAUGGCACUGUACGUUCAUCUGUAUCUAAAGGCUACAAAAACAUAGAAAAAGGAACAUCUGCAUGUGCUAAAAACAUAUGCAGCAUGAUUAAGCUUGUCAUUCUAAGCGAUGCCUUAUCUCUGACAGUGUCUCCCUGAAUGUACAGGGUGUAUCAGUGUCAAGGACUGUUAACCAUGAAUGCUGUACUUUAUGCCCAUCAAUGAAAUCUAAAUGAACAUACACUCUCUCUCCUCAACUUACGAACAUAAUUGGGACUAAAAGUCUGUUUGCAGCUUCUUUUGUUCAUAACUGCAAAGUCACCUUUACCAUUAAGUCACACUACAUAUGCCCCACUGAUUUAUUUAGCGGUCAUAAAAUCUUGUAGCUACAGUAAGUUAAAAAAUUCUCAUUUUAUUAAAUUUAAAAUUACUGAAAGUUAAAAAUGUCAUUUCUACCAACUGUUGACUGAUUCACACGCAAUGUUCCUCAUCUCCUUGACACACUCAUCUGUUUAUUUUGGGCUCCAUGGUGACGCUAUGCCUCUUGUUACAGAGCCAGUUAGUCUCAUUACACUCACAAGCUCCAGUAAAGAGCUGUAAACACUGCAGAAGCAAGUUGAAUUAAGGUAGUCCCCUAUUCCAAUCCUAAGGGAAUCCCACACACUUAUUGCUGAGUAGCAUUCACUCAGGUGCACAGAGAAAUUUUAGAGAAUAUAAAUGUAAAAAUGCCUUUUUUUAAUGUAACUCAAUUGUUUGUAAAUUGAGGAGCAAGUGUAUGCAUUUUGGUUCUGUUCAUUUGCUCCGUGUAUUAAAUUAGCAUAGGUCAACACUGUUUUUAUGCUCAUUAUAAUGAUGUUUCUUAAUUUUUUAUUUUAAAUGAUGCACUUUUAGAGAGUUUCAUGUUAGAACUAGGAUACUGUCCAAAUAGGAACUUUUAUUUAUUAAGAUCAGUUUUUGAGCUUAGUGUAUAACUGUAUAUGUUGACAGCCAAGACCUUCCAGUAUAGUAAGUAAGGAAACAACUGCAAAAAAUGGGUGAAAAGACUGAUAAGAAGGUCUUAUACAAAAGCACAGUCCAACAGCAUACUGGUCUGGAAGUGCAGUUUGCCUUUGAGAAUCCAAGAGCUUUAUGGUCAUUUUAAUAACUGUGAAAUUAAGUUAUUUGAACCACAGGGAACCCUUUUUUUUAAAUUCUGCAGCACAUUACACAUUUUUACAAGGAAAAUAGACAAAGAUAACAAGGAUAAAUUAAUGUUAAUGCUCAUGAAUAAUGAAAAUGCUUUGGGGGAGAAAUUGCCACUUAAUAAUUUCCUUUUGUAAAAGUGGCAUAAUUGCUGCGUAAUGAUUUUAAAAUUAUUCAGGUUUAAUAGUUUUAGAUUUAGCAUUCUGUGUUACAAGAAGCAAAGCCGCACAUGCAUUUUUAACUACACAUAUAUUACUGAGGUGUUUAAAAGACUUUUGUGACUUUAAACCAGAAAAACAAAUUGUGCAUAAAUUUUAUGAGUUCAAAUGUAUAUAUUAUGCUUGCUAAACUGUAUUUGAAAACAGGCUCUUCUGUUUUUAUAAAUGUACCCGUGUCAGCUGUGUUUGACUUAUUAACAGUUUGGACAGCCUGGUUUUACCUGCACAGUGUGUGAUCACUGACUGUACCUGAGCAUGUGUGUUUGCCAGUCUGCUGCUGCAUUAAGAACAAGCUGCUGAUGCCGGUGUUCAUGAGACUCAUACUAAACGCACAAGAAUGUCUGAAUGAGAGAAAAAAUUACAGUAUGACAAAGAUAUUCUCUUUAGAGGGGAACCCAUUUUACGAAGUCUGCUGUUUAUUAUCUGUGCCUUAGGGGCAAGCUUUACCUAUCAGCUUUUGAGAGCGUGCAUGUUUAGAGUCACGAAUGUGCAUCUCUACAAUCGGUCUGCCACAUGUCGUGGAGGUUUCCUCAUUAAACACGUAAAAUAUGACCACACUGAACCUCAUGUUCCGAUCUCAAAGAAGAGCCAAUGUAUAAUGAGUGUACAGUACUUUAUGAAUGUAUCUGGCCACCAGCUGGAGCACACUGUAUUGGAAAAGCAUUUCACAUGGACUACUGACCAU
Messenger RNA from Scleropages formosus (Asian bonytongue), 4189 nucleotides. It is a transcript of the gene pfkfb2b, whose product is annotated as 6-phosphofructo-2-kinase/fructose-2,6-biphosphatase 2b. The coding region runs from base 339 to 1979 and encodes 546 amino acids. Gene Ontology annotation, biological process: fructose 2,6-bisphosphate metabolic process; fructose metabolic process. Lineage: Eukaryota; Metazoa; Chordata; Actinopteri; Osteoglossiformes; Osteoglossidae. The record is from RefSeq and is a predicted model, not a curated record. Gene Ontology annotation, molecular function: 6-phosphofructo-2-kinase activity; fructose-2,6-bisphosphate 2-phosphatase activity; ATP binding. The transcript has 17 exons. Gene Ontology annotation, cellular component: cytosol.